AUGUCCGAGAAGAAGGAAUACAUCAACCCUGCGGGGUUGCGGCUUGAUGGCCGUCGGCCGCAGGAGUCCAGGCGAAUGACUUUGGAGUUUGGCAAGGUGUUGGGAUGCGAUGGCUGCUGUACGGUGAUGAGUGGCUUGGCUACCGUGUGCGCCUCCGUGUACGGCCCCCGCGAGGUCACGAAUAGGUUGGAAAGCAAAUACAAUGAGUGCAUUAUUACAUGUGAAGUUGCCAUUGCCGCCUUUGCCGGGGAAAAGAGACGUGCGCCUCAGAGAAGAUCUAAGUUGUCAGAAGAAAUGAGUGCAGCUGUGCUGGAAGUGGCCCGCUCUGUUGUUUUACUGUCGCAGUACCCAAACUCGCAGAUCCACAUCUGUGUUGAGGUAUUGCGACAAGAUGGGAGCGACAAGGCUGCCUGCAUCAAUGCAGCCUGUUUGGCUCUUGUCGACGCGUGCGUGGCUAUGCGGGACAUCGUGUACGCACAAACGGUGGGUCUGAUCCAUGCCGUGGAUGUGGUUGACCUCACGACGGAGGAGAUGCGCUCCCAGUGCCCAACGAUUUGCAUCGCGGUGAAGGGGCAUGAUCCCUCUAGCAUUGUCUGGAUGGAGUCAAAUUGUCGUGUUACUUCGGAGGUCGUUUCUAGACUUGUAACAGUGGCACAAAAGUCCUCUGAGGGUGUUUUUGCGGCGGCGCUUCGAGGACCACUGGAGGAACACGCAGCGGCCAUUCUUAAACUCCAAGGCAAUCUUGGUAACGGCGAUUAA
Trypanosoma cruzi is the source of this 759-nucleotide messenger RNA. Its product is annotated as ribosomal RNA processing protein 41A, putative. The coding region runs from base 1 to 759 and encodes 252 amino acids. The record is from RefSeq and is a predicted model, not a curated record. Lineage: Eukaryota; Euglenozoa; Kinetoplastea; Trypanosomatida; Trypanosomatidae. Gene Ontology annotation, cellular component: nucleolus; nuclear exosome (RNase complex); cytoplasmic exosome (RNase complex). The transcript has a single exon. Gene Ontology annotation, biological process: nuclear mRNA surveillance; rRNA catabolic process; poly(A)-dependent snoRNA 3'-end processing.